Molecule: messenger RNA, 2205 nt
Organism: Pogona vitticeps (central bearded dragon)
Lineage: Eukaryota; Metazoa; Chordata; Lepidosauria; Squamata; Agamidae
Source: RefSeq, a predicted model, not a curated record
UGCCCUCAAACCCUGUUGAGCUACCCAGACAGGUUGUCUAUUGGGGAGAGGUUCGAGCAGAUGCAGGGCUUCUGUGCCACAGUUAUAUCAAAUGACUGGUAGAUUCUCGUUGCGUUGACUUGAUUUUAUAACCACAGAGAAAAGAAAAGGUACUUACUGAUAGGCCUACUCUUAGUGAGUGCUUACUACCUUUUGCUGCCUCAUUCUUCCUUUCUAACUUACCUGAUUAGCUUUAUUUUAGCUCUUGCCUGCCCUUCCUCCCCUGUUCACUUUCCUCCUCUUCCUCCCGUGCUGCUUCCGUCUUUCCUCCCACCCCGACGUGGCUCUCCCACCUUUCCUUUUCUUUUCUGCAGACCAGUUCUACCAUAUCAUUGGUCUCUGAAUCUUCCUUGGAGCUGCAUCCUGGAUCAGAUCCCACCCAUGUUGUGCCUCCCCCAUCUGCCCCGACUACCUCAAAACAGCAGAGCCUAGACGGCUAUGGGGAUCCCCUGAACCCCCCGACGCCUCUCCCAUUGGAAGUACUUCACAUUGAAGAGGAAGGCGGCACUCCAGCCACGUCUUUCACGAAAACUGCGAAGGUUCCUCCUCGACCCUGGACUGAACCGCCAUUUGGAGAGGCCCCUCUCCCUUUUUCAGGCUCAGAGGGACCAAGCCGAGAGCCAAUUUGCAAUGGGGCAUGUCUCUCAUUUUCCAACCAAGAGUCGUUGCCCCAUAGUUCUGAUGGAGGAGCCCGGAACCAAAGAUUUGCAGAACCAAAACAACCUUGGAAGGAUGAGUGGAUAUCCGAAAACAGGCUUGCAGGUGUUUCUGGGUCGGGCAUAAAUAACAGGAUGAAAACGCCACCAUCAAGAGAACUGGAAAAGGGCCCUGUAUUAGAUCUACCGGGUGCUGCUUUCAAGGAGAAUAACAAUAAAGUAGCUUCAAACAAGUCGUUUAAUUCAGAUGGAUUUCAGUUAACACUGAGAACGCUUCCUGCCAAAGACCAUGUUGUUUCGGCAACACGCAAACCCGAUCUUUCGAGUCUGGAGCAGUGGGAUGGCUUCCCAAGUGCCAAAGACCAGCUGGGCCGUACCCUGCAGCCAAGUGCCCGGAUCCAAGAUGCAGGCAGGGCAAGCAGCUGCCCCGAUGUUGCUGAGAAGAGGCACGAUCCGGAAGGGGCCCUGAGGAAAAACAGUCUGCAGGACACUCUGGCAGGCCAGUGGAAAGAGCCACUCUCUGAAAGAGGAGCUGCUUCGGGGCCUACAGGAAAUGCCUGGAAAGAGGAACUGGAUCCGUUCCCGGCUGGCAGGAUUCCUGUGGAAAGGAUCUCCACUUCACGCCAGAUAAAAUCUGUAAUCAAGCAAACCCAAGAGACCUCCAAUGUCCACCCCAUGUGCCGUGAUCUCUCACCGAGACGCAAGCUGGGCCCGGCCAUAUUCCACAAGACGGUCUCCCAAGACCGCUUGAUAGAGGAGCUUCAAGACAGGUUGGGCAUCAGUAAGCCAGAACAGGAGGAAUGGAGGAGCCAAGACAACUGGCUGACUGAGGGGGUCAUCAUCAUCUCCAGGCCACAAAAGAAAGAGCAAGAUGGUGGGCAGCAGGUAGAAAAGGUUAUAAUUCCUGCCGAGUCACCCCUUCCUCUGAGGAAAACCGUCUCGGUCCCGCCUUCUCCCCCACCACAGUGUCCUAAAGAUGCUUCAAAGGCUGUCUCUAUCAAUACAUCUCCUCUUCCUUUCCCUCUUCCUCUUCCUCACCCUCCUCCUCCUCCUCCGCCCCCUCCUCCCCUGCCACCGCCGCCACCUCCACCCUCGCCACACGUCCCUCACCUGCGCUAUGUGCCCUCCGCCCCGCCUCUUCAGCCUCUCCUGCAGUGGGAGAUGCUCUUGGAGGAAUCUUCUUUACCCCCAGGACAGAUUCUGCCAAAUCCCAUUGGAGUGGCCUCCCUCCCACAGGGAGAGGUUCGAGCCAAGCCCGUUGCUUCCGCUCCCAAGAUGGUGGUGUCGGUGGGCUGCCAGACUGACGAGGAUUCGUUCUUCCCGCCAGAGCAGGCAUGGCCUCCUUUUAUGGUGUCCUGAUGUGCCAGAACGGGACCCAGCUGGAUCCUAGCCUAUGCAGCCACUGUGCAUUAGCUCGAAUAUUGAAGAACAGCAAAGACCGAACUUGGAUAGCACAGAAGGGGGGAAAUUGUCUUUCUUGUUUAAAUACCAGCGCUAAGCAUAGUUUGGU